ACAGUGUGUAAGUAGUGUGCGAGUGAACCGCUUGCUCUGACCGUAUCGAACAAAGUGUAUAACUGUAGGUGCGACAAUAUUGUCUCUCUUUGUUUUUCUCGCUGUUUCCAGAAAUAGCAGGAUAGCGAGAUAUCCGUGUCCAGCUGUUGGUCGUAUCCAAGUAGCAUAACAAUCAAACAAACCGGCCGCGAUUGCCGCGACUAGCAGUCGGCGGUUGGCCACUUCGUGCAGAGGUCUAUUGAAGCAGCAGAGCACUAGCACGAGCGCACUCUAUCUGCGAAACAGUGAGCAAUUUGCCUUGUGUGAGAGUUAGCCGUGUGUAUGUGCGUGUGUUGUAGCAGGCAGCAGCACUACAGCCAGCAGCCCGCCGAAAAACCGUGUGGUGAUAGUCGUGCACAAGGUCCAAGCACAGAGCCGACUCCGUGUCUGUCCUUGCAUAUUAAUACACACAAGUGCUCAAGAAGAUAAGCAGGCAGUAUGUCGGACACCAAGGUGGAAAACAAGACCGAGAACAGCGUCGACGAGGCGGUCAAGGAGGAAACGACGCCGGAGGAGAAGCCCGCAUCCAAAGGCAAGAGGACCGGCACGAAGAGGCUCUCAACUUUGGAAAAGACAGCUCAGGAGGCUGACCUUAUCCUGAAGGGUUUGAACUCGAGUGUUGGCGAAGUGGAAGGCAGGAGGCGCACAAGAAGCGCGGCGCGAGGUGUCACCACACCGGCUCCAUCGCCACCUAAGAAGGAAAAACGUGAGCCACGCACCGGUGGUGGACGAGGCCGAGGACGUCCCAAGAAGGCCAAUGAAAAUGACGAGGAGAAUGCCGCGGCCACUAACAACAAGAACGAUGAUGCUAAAAUGGACGUUGACGAAAAAGACGACGAAAAAGACGACGAAAAGGACGAUGAUAAGGGCGUUUCCGAGAAUAAGAAAGACGGCAAGGACGAAUCCAAAAAAGAGGAUCAAACAGACGGAAAAGCUAACUCCAAAGAAGAGAAAAACGAAGAGUUGGAAAACAGCAAAGAAGAGCCCAAGAAAAAUGCCGUAGAAGAUUCGCCGAAGAAAGAGGAAGCUAAAUCCAACUCAGACAGCACGACGGAAACCUCGAGUAAAUCGACGACGGAUGCACCCGCGUCGGAAGCGCCGCCUGCCACGGGUAGCGAGAAUGCCAACGCCACACCGGCCGCUGAUGAAAAGAAAGAAUAAUUUUCAUCUUUAUCCGAGCACAUCUUAUCCCGCCAGGCACCAGGGGCAUACACACGUCGGGGUCGCAGAUCCUGUCCCCUCGUCUAUUUCAAAAUAUUGACACCGACUUGUUAAUAGUCUGAAUAAUAAGCGCAUCACACAGUGGAAUUCCGCUUACAUUGGGAAUAAAGGAAGUCGAGUAUGCUUUCACCGUUCCUCAACUUGUGACCAACAUCCGAUUGUUGGAAAAUGAAAUACAAUUAUUUUUAGAGAUUUGAUGAGGACAACAGUUAAGUUCUGAAAUAAUUUUAUUCGAUAAUUAUCAAUUUUUCUAACUGUAUGCAUCACAUUUGAAAUCUGUUAAGUAUCUGCGAAGCAACAUUAACAUUGUAAAUUUCACUCGUUUUAUUAAAUCAAUUUUGUAGAUUUACGAGUAAAUAGAUAAGACUUAUAUAAUUGGUAGAAUGGACUAUACAUUAUUCGUAUGAAUUACAAUUUUAUAUCUUGAGAAAAAAUAAAAUCUUAUAAAACUACAAAAUUGAUUGUCAUGGGUUUUUAAUUUUUAUCUUAGUAUCUGUGUUUUUUGUAUCCAUUCGAACAAGUCGAAAUACACCCGAGGUUGAUGUUCAGAAAGUAAAUAUUUCAAUGCAAAAUGUGCUGUCGUAAAAACUACUUUAUAUGAUAUUUGGCGUACAGUUUUUAAUGUUCGUUUUAUUUGUAAAAUUUUACGUUGCGCUGAUUAACUGGUGAUGGCGAGGAAUUAAAGUAUGGAUGAUACGCUGUUCGUGUACAAUGAUAAUAUUGUAAAAUAUAUUUAAUACGGACUUAAAAUAUAAAAUGGAAGAGAGAACGGAGUCUGUUUUUAAAUCAGAACUGAAAGGUAGGCAUAGCCUCGUGGUGUCUUUGCGACAUACAGAUCUGGUAUGGAAGUGGCUACGAUUAACUCAUUCAUAGAAAAAAAAAGUUAUACUGUAAUUCCUUUUAUUUACAUAAAUAACGACUGAAUGGAAAUGGAAUAUAUGAUGAUAAUGAGAAUGAAAAGGCAUUCAUUUAAAAUUUCCUCUAUUCUUUUUCUUAAUACGUAGGAUAAUGAAUACAAUAAAAUUAAUAAAAUGGCAAAAUCUUGAAAAAUAUUGAAAUUUAGAUUUUUUAUUGAACUACAUUUAUUUUUAUGUCCUUUUACUGCAUUGCGUUGUAGUUUACUUAAUUGUUUUUUAACUUAUUGUUUUAAUGCAAAUUUUAUUAAUUUGAGAAAUUGGAAAAGUUGGUAAGAUUAAACAUCACAAAUUUUUUUUGUUUGCGUCGAAAAGCUAUGUAUUGCAUUACAUUUUAACAUUUUAUUUUACUUUAGUUUAUCUAUAUUUUAAUUUAAUUUUGAAUUCGAUCAACGCAAAUAUAUUAUGACGUUUUUCUGAACGGUUGUGAAUGUACAAAUAGCUUCUAUGGUCAACAUACUAUUUUCAUAAAAAUCCAUACUCAAUGAGACACUUCCAAAUUGUUUUGGAAAUUAUUAUGUAUGCUUCCGUAUUAAUAUUUUUGUUCACACUACAAUAUCUUUUUAUUCAAUUUAAAAAAAUCAGCUUGCUAUUGUAAACAUAACUUUUCGUUACUUAAGAUAUUAUUGCGAUUUUCACUGAAUUCUCUAUUGUAAAUAGAUACAAAAUUUUAUCUGAUGUAAUUUUUUCAUGAAUUGUCAUAAUGUUUGGGUUGUUUCAUAAAUAUUUACAUUUAAUCCAAAUGUUGUCACGAAUUCACAUUUUAUCUUAAAAAUAGAUUAUAAUAAUAUGUAAUGUGGAUAAAAAGAUAAGUUUAUAUGUAGUAUGUAAUGUAUCCAAAUAUAUGAGCGUCGAAAUUGCAAAAGUAUUUUUUAAUUGAAAGUUUACAAUAACAAAUUUCACAAGAUUAUAUUCAACAAGAUUUCAAAUGCGUAAAAUUAUUUCAUUAUUUUUUGGCAGCUAUUGAUUAUGAGUUAUUUAGAUAUAUUAGCAUUGUGCAAUAUGAAAAAAGAAUAUUUUCUUUAACAGCUAACCUGUAAAAUUUAGGGUGAAAAUGGUAUUUGUUUUAAUUAAGGAUACUGUUAACUUUUUUCUAUUAUUUCAAACAAUAUAAGUAAAUUUCAUAAUGUUAUGAAAUUCUCGUAUUUGUGUAACUACAAAAUAAACGGAUGAUGUAUCAUUUUUAUUUAUAUAAAAAUAACUGCAGGAAUUAAAUUAGGCGAUACACUUAAUUAGAAUUCUAACGUAAUAUAAUUUCAACAAGUACCAACAUAAAAUUAAAUUUUAAGUGAAAUCAAAUUAUAACUAAUAAGUCAGUGUCUCAUUACGUACGGUUUUAGUUCUAGUUGCAAAAAUCAGUUGUAUAAUUAUUAUUAAAGCAUGGAUAACUAAAUAUAUAUGUAUAAAGAAAGUAAUACUAAAAUGUCAUUGUCCUGUAAAUGCUAUUUAUGAUUAGCAUUAUGGAACAAGCGUACAUAAUUCAAUGAAUGUCUGUACGAGUGAAAAAAUGAAUUUUUUUUCUUAGAAAAAUAUUAUGAAAAGCAAAAAUUAAUAGUCAACAAAAAACACGUUUAAACGAGUGAAAUAAAUGAAUGUGAUUGCUAGUAGAAUAUAUCAUUUGCGCAAAAAAUAAAAGAGAAUAACGGUUAUCGCUCACCUUUUUAAAUGCGCAGACAAAAUCAUACAAGAAACAUAUUUUAACUGUUAAUUCUUUUAAGUUGAAUCAAGAUUCAUGCAAAGGUUUUGAGAAAGUUCUUUGCAACUUAGCAUUGUUUCUAAGCCUUUCAAAAUAUAAAUAUGUAGAAUAUGUCUGUAAGUACCUUUUUUCGUUUAAUAUGUAGAAAAAGCUAUUUAAUAAACUUAUAAUUAUUUGAUGAAAGAAAACCGAAUGAAAAAUCAAUUUUGAAUUUUGUACUGAUAUUGCUUCGAUCAA
Phymastichus coffea is the source of this 4107-nucleotide messenger RNA. RefSeq names its product nucleolin-like. The record is from RefSeq and is a predicted model, not a curated record. The coding region runs from base 478 to 1200 and encodes 240 amino acids. Lineage: Eukaryota; Metazoa; Arthropoda; Insecta; Hymenoptera; Eulophidae. The transcript has 5 exons.